UCCGCCCGUGUCUGGCCGCUGUUGCUCUCCGUCAUCAGCGCGGAGCUCCAUUGGUUCAGGCGCACGUCAGUCUGAAGUGAUACAAGUGCGGAGCCGCUACAAACUCCAGCUCCAUCAGUGAAGAGAGAGCAAAGCAGGACGGGAGGAGAAUGCUGCGGGUGUCCAGCGCGCGCUCCGGCUGAGCGGCUCAGACUGAUCGAUAAGCAGCGGAAGGAGGACACUGCUGAUAAACACCACGUGCAUCUUGCGACCGAGCGCACAUCUGAGUUCUCCGUGGUGUGCCAGCCCUCUGUGGUCUCUCCAUGCCUCCUUCUCCUCUAGACGACAGAAUUGUGGUGGCGCUGCCAAGGCCUAUACGACCUCAGGAACUCCGACUCCGCCUGGACACCAGCUACCUGGAAGCCACCGUGGGCACCGUCGGUCAGUCGACGGUCAUCAGCAGCACCACCGUGGUGAAGAUCCAGGCGUAUAUGCCCUCGUCCAGCGGCUCCACGCGCUCGCUGACGUGUGGAUGCAGCAGUGCCAGCUGUUGCACGGUGAGCACCUAUGAGAAGGACGGCCAGGUCAGCGCCAGCAGCCCAAACCUGACCUCCGGAGUGGGCUAUGGGGUCCCGACGGAGGCCAGUCUCACCUCCAGCCUGAGCAGGGGCGGCAUGCGGGUCAUCCACCCCAACGAGCUGGCCAAGAAGCUGACGCAUUGCCCCUUGGGCCACCCGGUGGGGUCGGUCCCCGUCAUCAUCGACUGCCGGCCCUUCAUGGAGUUUAACAAGAGCCACAUCCGAGGCGCCGUGCACAUCAACUGCUCGGACAAGAUCAGCCGGCGACGGCUCCAGCAGGGAAAGAUCACCGUCCUGGACCUCAUCUCCUGCCGCCAGAGCAAGGACUCCUUUAAAGGGAUUUUUUCCAAAGAGCUGGUGGUGUACGACGAAAGCACGGUGGACCCGGGCCGCUUGACGCCGUCUCAGCCUCUUCAGGUGGUUCUGGAGUCGCUCCGGAGGGAAGGAAAGGACCCCAUCGUUCUUAAAGGAGGCCUCGCUGGUUUCCGACAGAGCCAUGAUGAUCUGUGCGAGCACUCUCUUUAUCUGGAGGAAGGACAGGACGGCAGUACCGCGGUGGGCCUGUCGGGGGCGCUACCUCAUUCCCUGCCCUCCACGCCGGACAUCGAGAACGCAGAGCUGACGCCCAUCCUCCCCUUCCUCUUCCUGGGCAACGAACGGGACGCUCAGGACCUGGAGCUCAUGCAGCGGAUGGACAUGGGCUUCAUCCUGAACGUCACCACGCACCUGCCGCUCUAUCACUACGAGCUCGGCCUGUUCAAGUACAAGCGCUUACCCGCCAGCGACAGCAACAAACAGAACCUGCGGCAGUACUUCGAGGAGGCCUUCGAGUUCAUCGAAGAGGCUCACCGGGCCGGCCGCGGCCUCCUCAUUCACUGUCAGGCCGGCGUGUCUCGCUCCGCCACCAUCGUCAUCGCAUACCUGAUGAAACACACCUGGAUGACCAUGACAGACGCAUACAAGUUCGUCAAGUCCCGGCGGCCCAUCAUCUCGCCCAACCUUAACUUCAUGGGCCAGCUUUUAGAGUUCGAGGAAGACCUGAACAACGGCAUCACUCCGCGUAUACUCACCCCCAAACUCUCCGGCCUCGAGACCGUCGUAUAGCGGCUCCUUUCUUGAGGAAUAUCCUUGAUUUUUUGGAUGAGGUGUGCAUGAGGAGCCCAGCUGAACACAUACGACUGCUCCUGGCCGCUGGUGCUGGCUAAAGCCCCCAGAGGAGGCUGGAUUCCACUCGUUUCACUCUACUUACUCUAUUUUUAUACACCUACGGUGGCUUCACUGUGCAAUAACGUCUGUGUGGAAAGCAGUCGGGUGCGUGAUGUGUACAUAACGAGAGCCAGACUUUCGGUCCACCUGGUUAGUCACGUCAUUUUGUGUUUUUCUUACGUUUAGGCACUGAUUUAUAACAUUUCAAACCAGCUUUGUGCACUACCAGACAAACGGUUUUGAACAGUAAGAUUUUUAAUGUUUUUAAAGAAGUCUCUUCUGCUACCCAAGCCUGCAAGAGCUGUAAAAUUGUGAAAUAUUUUUACGAAUUGAAAUUACUGGUUUCUAUUUGAAUGUGUUUUAAACUGUAAUUUAUUUCUGUGAUGCACAGCCGUAUUUACAGCAUCAUUCCUCCAGUCUUCAGUGUCUCAUCCUUCAGAAAUCAGAAUAAUAUACUGAUUUGCUGCAAAAAAAAACCCUAAAAACAUUUAUUAUUAUUAUACAGCUGAGUAGGAUUUUUUUUUAGGUUUCUUUGAUGAAUAGAAAUUUCAGAAGAGCAUCAUUUAUCUGAAAUAGAUAUCUUUGUAACAUUAUAAACUACUUUUGAUCAAUUCAAAGCAUCUUUGCAACAUAAAAGUAUACAUUUUUAUAGUCCCCCCGCCCCAAAAAUAUAUAUAUAUGUAUAUAAAUCUAUGGUAUAAUGAGUGUAUAAUGUUACAAAAGCUUUUUAUUUCAGAAGAAAGCUGAUCUUUGUAUUUUUAUUUUCACCACAGAAUCCUAAAAACAGCAUAAUGGAAUGAUUUCUGAAGGAUCUGGAGGAAUGAUGCUUUUUGAUCAUAAAAAUAAAUUGCAUUUUAAAAAUAUAUUAAAACUGAAAGCAGUCAUUUAAAACAGUUUUUUUUCUCUUUUUUUACAGUAUUACUGCUUUUUUCUGUAUUUUGGAUCAAAUAGAUGCAGGCUUGGUGUGCAGAAGAGAAAUCAUAAAAAACAUUUAGUUUUUGACUGGUAGUGUAUGUGUUGAGUUUAGUCUUUAGUAUCGCUGAUAAUCAGAACAAACCUCAUUUGAAUGUCCUUUAAAAAUAACCGAUUGCAUGAUUACGACAAGAAGAAAACGAAACUAUAUUACUAUUAUAUUAUCAUUCAAAUCAAUUGCUUGAGAAUUAACCAGCUGUUUUAUUGGUUUGCAUUGACUGUGUUCAGAUCAGUUUGGUCUGUUUCUGCUUCUGUAAGUGUGUGUGGGUGUGUGUGUGUGUGUGUGUGUGUGUGUGAAUGGGAUGGUAUCUAACGUAUAUUACGCUUGUAUGUUUUUGUGCUUCGGUUUAACUCUCUCAUGACCUCAGACGAUCCAGAAAGAUGGAUGGAUGCUUGAGAAGUUCAGCUUUUCGUGCACACGGAAGAAUCGUGCCUCUAUUGGUGCCUUAACUCAUUUUUAUUUUAUUUUUUUGAGUGUGUGAAAAGGUAACGGCUUUAAACCGGAGCACGAGGUGUUUCUAUGUGUUUUUAUCGUGGUUAUGUGUCGUUUUAAAUCACACGGUAUGUUCUUUUGUCUCGUCACAGAACUGAAACGCUGUGAAAUAUCAAAACUCUGGGCUCGUCUAUAUGUUGAAAUGCAAAGUGUACAAGAGGACGGUUUAUUACUCUUCACCUGGACUUUUUCUAAAGUUUUUCAGCUUCACACAAACCUCCUGCACCUUGGCCGUGCGGUUUUGAAAACUUGUGUAUUACUGCUUUUGUUAAGCUAAAAGAAGUAGUGCUCUUAGAAAAACUUCUAGAAAUUUACCUUGAAUGGUUUCAGUCAAAUUGUAUCCCUCUAUUUGUCAUUUAUAUAUAUAUAUAAGUAUUGAAAAUUUGACAAAGCAAGCAAGUGACUUAAACGAGUUAAAAGAGAUGAUAAAAUCACACUUUAUUAUUCUGACUUGCUACUGAUCAGACCAAUAGAAAUGAUUAAAAAUGAUAAUAUUGAAAGCAGUAGAUCAGACACUGUGCCGAUUUCAGAAAACAACUUACUUGUUCACUUCUUCUUUCUUCGUUUUUAUUGCAGCUUCAACAUGUGUAAGCUUUUUUAAUUUUUUGCAGGAAUUUUGACUUUUUCUAACAUUUCUAAUGAAACAAGUCACAAUUUCAACACAUAAACUCAGAACUGCAAGAAAGGAAGCUACAAUUGGUGUUUUUUUAAUUCUCUGAUGAGUUGAGAGUUUAUAUCUUUUAAUUUCAAGAUAUCUGUCAUCUUUUUCUCAGAAUACAUUAGUCACAGUUACCUUUUUAAAACUUUUUAUUCAAUAGUGGAAUAAAGAAAAAACAGAAACUAAACUCAGAAUUCUGGGGAUUUUAAAAUUAUGAGGGAAACGUUUCUGAGGACUUUUUUUUUCUUGCAAAUCUUUGUGCUUUUUGUGUGAGAGAAUUACCUUUAGUUCUGUGGCAAAAAGAAAAAAACAACUAUGAGAAAAAAGUUUUAGAGUUAAUAUCUUGCAAUUGACUUUUUUUCUUAGAAUUGUGAGUUCAUAUCUGUUUUUUUUCUCAGAAUUGUAAGAAAAAAUCUCAGAAAAUAAUAAUUAUCUCAACUCUUUUCUUGUAAUAUAUCUUGCAAUUCUGAUCUUUUUUUCCUAUAAAACUGAGAAAAAGUUAGACUUGUAAGGUAAAAGUCACCGUUAACUUUUUAUUACCAAGGAACAGAACUGAGAAAUUGAGUUUAUAGCUUCUUUUUUCUCAGAAUUGCUAGAAAGAAAGUUUAUCUGAAUUGUGAGAUUAACAGUUGUUUUGUUAUUUUAUUUCCGUGGCAGAAACGGCAUCCCUAUCUAUAUCAUUAAAUGAAAAUGUUGGGUGAUAAAAACUGAAUGCAAAGCACAUUUUGAAUCCUGUAAAUUUACCGCGAUAUGCUAAAGGUGCAUGUUCUGUUCCAUUCAUUUUCAGCUGAUGCAAAGUGUAAUAUUAUUUUCAAACGCUGGUCUAAUGUCACUUUUGUCACACUGUGCUUGUAACACCUGAAUCUGUCUUUCAAGGAUUUCAAGGGCAAAAACUCUCUACUCUCGGUAGACAUUCGCUAAUGGAUUUCUAUGCAUUGUUUAUAUUUUUGCACUGACUUGGAAAAAAAAAAAGCGUUACAUUUUUUUAUUAUUAUUUUCCCACAAAGGUGCUACGAUGCUGGAGGCCUUCCACACUGUUUCUGCAUGAGCUGCUUUGGUAAAGUGUCUUCCUGUAAGCCAAGAGCUCUCUCUAAAUGUCAGAGUUCACAACACUGUUAUUUUGUAAUGUGGGGUUUGGAAAUAAACCACAAAAAUGA
Messenger RNA from Carassius gibelio (silver crucian carp), 5043 nucleotides. Its product is annotated as dual specificity protein phosphatase 10-like. Gene Ontology annotation, biological process: negative regulation of JUN kinase activity; protein dephosphorylation. Gene Ontology annotation, molecular function: MAP kinase tyrosine/serine/threonine phosphatase activity; protein tyrosine/threonine phosphatase activity. NCBI's taxonomy places the organism in Eukaryota, Metazoa, Chordata, Actinopteri, Cypriniformes, Cyprinidae. Bases 303 to 1661 code for a protein of 452 amino acids. Gene Ontology annotation, cellular component: cytosol; cytoplasm. The transcript is spliced from 4 exons. The record is from RefSeq and is a predicted model, not a curated record.